Effrenium voratum is the source of this 546-nucleotide messenger RNA. The record is from the annotation of a GenBank genome assembly. NCBI's taxonomy places the organism in Eukaryota, Dinophyceae, Suessiales, Symbiodiniaceae.
AUGGUGCCUUUAGCAAACCAGAAGGUUCACCAGGAGGUCGAGCUCACAGACUUCCGGAGCAGCCCCAGCUGGCUGGAGCAGCGGGCCAAGUCAUCGACAUUCUUGGCACUGUAUGAGUUGUCAGAGAAACUCCCCACCUUUGAGUUCAUCCUGUACCAGAAGCCCAAAGCCCUGAAGUACGUUGGGAGCAACUCUGUAGGCAAAGGGAAGCUGCAACUGGCGCCCGUCACGACGAAGGUUGUGCUGGGGUCGGCAGGGUCAGUGGUGCUCGGCUUCGUCGAGUUGGGCGGGGAGAAGAAGACUGUGUGCCUUCAGCCAUGCGCUGCCUUCACAUCACCCUUUUGGCACAUGAAAACAUCCAAGGACCCCGAGGAGUGUAACAUGAUUUUGAGCCAGGCUUCGCAGGUGAAGUUGAGUUUGGGCAAGGUGUCCAUCCAGGUGGCUAAGAACACCCAGAAGAUCGAGCCAGGAGAUUUCCUAUGCCUCAUGUCCAGCGAGGGCGAUGGUGAGGAACACUCUCCUCCUUCGAAGCGGCAGAAGCAAUGA